GAUUAUUUCCAUGCACAACCGACUGAGAAAUGAUGCAUAAACACUUCCUUUGAUUUUUUAUUUUUAUAUAUAUAUUCUAUUAAUAUAAUAAUCAAAGUCCGAGCAGCUCGAACCAUUCACACCUUAUUUUAAAAAACCAAAGAAGAAGAUCCAAUUGAAGAGCAGAAGAACACUGAAAAGAAGAUGGUCGGGACCGUGAAGAACACGCAGAGUUUCGUUGUCUCCAUUGAUGUCCUGCCGAAAAGCAGUUCCGAUUUGUUCGAUGAUGAUGGUCGUCCCAAGAGAACCGGAACUGUAUGGACAGCAAGCGCACACAUAAUAACAGCAGUGAUAGGAUCAGGAGUGUUGUCUUUGGCAUGGGCAAUGGCUCAGCUUGGCUGGGUAGCAGGGCCAGCUGUUAUGUUCUUGUUCUCACUCGUCACUUACUACACUUCGAUUCUCCUCUCUUCCUGCUACCGCUCCGGCGACUCUGUCUCCGGCAAGAGGAACUACACUUACAUGGAUGCUGUCCAAGCCAACCUCGGGGGUGUGAAGGUGAAGUUAUGCGGACUUGUUCAGUACCUUAACCUCUUUGGUACUGCGAUCGGUUACACUAUUGCAUCAGCCAUAAGCAUGAUAGCGAUCCAACGGUCAAAUUGCCACCACAGAAGCCACGGGAAAGAUCCAUGCCAUAUCAACGGCAAUCCAUACAUGAUAGCUUUCGGAGUAGCGCAGAUAGUGUUCUCUCAGAUUCCGGACUUUGAUCAGUUAUGGUGGCUCUCCAUUCUCGCUGCCGUGAUGUCAUUCACUUACUCUUCGAUCGGCCUCGCCCUUGGCAUCUCGAAAGUGACAGAGAAUAAAGAAGUGAAAGGCAGUCUCACCGGAAUUGGCCUAGGGACCGUGACUCCGGCCCAGAAAGUCUGGAGAAGCUUCCAAGCUCUCGGGAAUGUUGCUUUUGCAUACUCUUACUCUGUCAUUCUCAUCGAAAUUCAGGACACGUUAAAAUCGUCGCCAGCAGAAGAGAAGACGAUGAGGAAGGCGACCCUUAUAAGUGUAGCAGUGACAACAAUGUUCUACAUGCUUUGUGGAUGCAUAGGCUAUGCAGCAUUCGGGGAUAUGUCCCCGGGAAAUCUCCUAAGUGGAGGAUUCUUCAGCCCGUAUUGGCUCCUCGACAUAGCCAAUUUAACCAUAGUGAUCCAUCUGGUCGGUGCAUACCAAGUCUAUUGCCAGCCCCUCUUUGCAUUCGUCGAGAAACAAGCAUCAAAGCGGUUUCCGGACAGCAAAUUCAUCACAAAGGAGAUCAAAAUCCGGUUCUUCCCGGGGCUAAAGCCUUACAACUUGAAUCUUUUCAGGCUAGUGUGGAGGACGUUUUUCGUGAUUCUAACCACGUUGAUCUCCAUGCUCAUGCCUUUCUUCAACGACGUACUCGGUCUCUUGGGGGCGAUAGGGUUUUGGCCUCUCACCGUGUAUUUCCCCGUGGAAAUGUACAUAUCACAUAACCGGAUACAGAGGUGGAGUACGAGGUGGGUUUGUCUUCAGAUCUUGAACUUGGCUUGUCUUGUUGUUACUGUGGUCUCAGCCGCAGGAUCCGUCGUCGGAGUUAUGACAGAUCUCAAUACCUACAAGCCCUUCAAGACAGAUUUCUGAUUUCAUACUACACAUUGGAUUGUUUCAGAGAGAAUCCAUCAAUAAUCUUCCUGAUAUUCGGAUCUCUCGUGACUUAAAAUUUUAAGAGUUGUUGUUCAUAUUGUAAUGCCCUAAUUAACCUCUUGUUGUAUUUGGUGUUGAUUUCCUUUUCCA
This is a messenger RNA of Tarenaya hassleriana, 1779 nucleotides long. RefSeq names its product amino acid permease 5. Bases 184 to 1626 code for a protein of 480 amino acids. The transcript has 6 exons. The record is from RefSeq and is a predicted model, not a curated record. NCBI's taxonomy places the organism in Eukaryota, Viridiplantae, Streptophyta, Magnoliopsida, Brassicales, Cleomaceae. Gene Ontology annotation, cellular component: plasma membrane.